Messenger RNA from Penicillium malachiteum, 198 nucleotides. RefSeq lists its product as uncharacterized. Lineage: Eukaryota; Fungi; Ascomycota; Eurotiomycetes; Eurotiales; Aspergillaceae. The record is from RefSeq and is a predicted model, not a curated record. Bases 1 to 198 code for a protein of 65 amino acids. The transcript has a single exon.
AUGGCCCGCCGUUUCCUCCGCGGUCAGAGUAUCACCUUCGGGUUGAGCGUCUUCUUAUUCAUCUUUAUGUUUCUCCCAACUUUCCUUAUCCUUCUAGCCGUUGUGGCCUUUUUCCUACUUGCCUAUCCCCGUCUGCGCAAAUCUUACGGCCUGGACCGGGAGCAAGGGGUUGAGCCAAGACAGGUUGGGGAGAAUUGA